CAACUACUUAUCAACAACCUAUUACUUCAAAAUUAAUGAAAAUUGCCUUGCUUAUUCCAGGUUGAUUGGAUCCAUCGUUACGAAGAAGUACAUGGAUACCUAGAUCGUCUUUCUCUGUCUGAUCUGGUCGACUUGAUCGACUCACUCACGUUCUCAGAGAAAGCUAUUGAUACGUUGACUACCGACCUACGAGAUGAAAUCUUGAGACGAGUAUUGAAAUUUUCCCGCCAAAGAAAUGCUGCUGGACAGCGAAAGAAAUCCAAAGAAAAUAUGUAAGUGUACAGGUACACUUUACCGAAUAACGUGAGGGGGUAAAGGUAGUAUUCUACAAUAAGUGUCUGAACUACCUGAAAAAGAUAUCUCAAACGUGGUGGUCCAGUGUAGGUAGUAUUCUACAAUAAGCUGUCGUGGUUUGUGUCUGAACUACCUGAAAAAGAUAUCUCAAAUGUGGUGGUCCAGUGUAGAUAGUAUUCUACAAUAAGCUGUCGUGGUUUGUGUACUUUGUCGACAACACUGAAUCACGACGUUUGAGAUAUCUUCCUUAACAAAGCAUGUUCUCUUCAGUAAAGUCAGUUAUAUUAGUCAGCUAUUUUUUCACAAGUAUUUUUGGUACUUUUGUAGAUAUGCAGAGAGCAGUAUUACUCUUGCAGAAGUUACGAAACAUUUCGAGCAGUCGUUGAAACAUCUGACUUCCUUAGAUAACGAAAUCGUUUUGAAAUUGGAGGAGUCGGCGCAAGUACGUCAGUAAAGCUAAGCAAAUGUUUUAUACUUGAUAGCUUUAUCGGUUCUAAAAUAAGUUUGUUGUCAAGCCGAUAUCGGGAUACCAGCUGCUUUCACCAUGGUACAAGAUUGAUGACAGUAACAGACUUUAUACAAGUUGUUUCAACAAGACUAAUACAGGCUGUUCGUAGCAAGUUGAUACAAGCUUGUUGUCGUCAACUUGUUAACAACUUGUUACGUGCAGACGAUAUCAGACUUGUUGGAACAACUUGUUGCGAGUCUGUUGGCCUCAUCAACCUUGUUACAAGAUGAUAACAACUUGUUCCAGAUUUGUCAGCAACUGGGAACAAGCAGUGCGAACACAUCUUGUUGACAAGCUGUCAGAUUUUUACGCGUUUACUUUUCCAUUGUAACUACACGCGUAAAAACGCACAAUCUGUUCACAAUCUGUUGACAAGUUGUGUUCGCACUGCUUGUUCCCAGUUGUUGUAACAAGUUUGGAACAAGCUGUUAACAACUUGUAACAAGCUUGAUGGCAUUAUCAGACUUGCUACAAGGUUGUUCUAACAAGUCUGAUACAGUCAUGAUAUAACAAGAAUGUUACAAGGUUGACGACACAAGGUUGUAACAAUAUUGUUAUAUCAUGACUGUAUCGGACUUGUUGGAACAACAUUGCAACAAGUCUGAUAAUAUCAACAACAAAGUUGUUCCAUACUUGUUGACAACUUGGGACAAGCAGUGCGAACACAACUUGUUGACGGCUUGUUGGCAGACUUCUACAAUGCACGUGGUAAGCUAAUCAAAUAUAUGCUUUAAAUUUGCCCACAGAUGCAGCAUGUUAAAUAUGCGAGACUCUACGACCUCUCACGGUCAGAAGCUGAGAAAGUCAAAGAACUAUGUGUGCAAGUGCUGUGCAAUGGUGAUUCAUUAGACAUUGUUAAAGAUUUGUUGGAGUUGGCAAACCAGCAAUGUGUACAAGGUUUUAAGACGCGAGAUAUUGUCAAGGAAUCUCUGAGGACUGUGUUAGAUACAUACAGGUGUGUGUGCUAUACUCUUAUUUCAACAGGACAGUAAAAUUAUGAAACAGCGUUUGCAAAGUAGCUCCAAAUACUUCCUAGUGUCAAAACAUUUAAACAUUACCACGGCCUAUUUUCAAAGGUUUAUAGCAUACUCAAUCUGCUUGUAUUACAGCGACCCUGAUGAUAGGCCAAAGUUUAUGUCUAAGCAGACCACAUCAUUCGAGCUUCUCACCAAAUUAUUAACCACCCUACAUCAACAUCUGAACAGUGACAAUGUAACGAAAAAAUACAUCAAAGAAGAAGACAUCUUACAGGAAAUUCGGACAUUUUGUGCAGACGAGACCGUUUCACCCGAAGUAAAACAUCAAGUCCUGCAGUUGAUUGAGAAAACUGUCAAGUUGACUGGGGAGGAUAAGACUUUGUUACUUUACCAUCAGACUCAGUCCAUCGUACAUAAACAUUGGGAAAUUGAGGUAGGUGCCGAGGAAAGUGUCAUUGAUCGUAAAUAUUUGAUCUUAAACUAAACUAAACCAAACUAAACUCUAAAGUAAAGUUUACGUUUACCAGAUAUGUCUAUUAGUUUUAAAUUGUUUUUCCUAGACGUCCAUUAAGGACACUCCUAACUCUAGUGUUACUACAGGAGGAAACCUAAAUUAAACUAACUUCAUUUAUAUUGGGUAGCUCUAUCAGUUCUAAACUGUUCUUCCUAGAGGUCCAGUAAGGAUCAUCUCUUGUUAAUGCAGUGUUACUACAGGAGAAAACCUAAACUAAACUAACUUUAUUUAUGUUGGAUAGCUCUAUCAGUUCUAAACCGUUCUUCCUAGAGGUCCAGUCAGAAUCAUCUCUUAUUGAUUCAGUGUUACUACAGGAGGAAACCUAAACUAAACUAACUUCAUGUAUAUUGGAUAGCACUAUCAGUUCUAAACUGUUCUCUCUAGAGGUCCAUUAAGAAUCAUCUCUUAUUGAUCCAGUGUUACUACAAGAGGAAACCUAAAUUAAACUAACUUUAUUUAUACUGGAUAGCUCUAUCAGUUCUAAACUGUUCUUCCUAGAGGUCCAAUAAGAGUCAUCUCUUCUUGGUCCAGUUUUACUACAGAAGAAAGUAAGCUUAAUAAUUGGAGAAUACUUGUGAUGUUUGGUAGAGUCAAAUUGAAAGCACUCUUCUCACAUACAAGUGAGGUUAAAUUAUAGUCAGACAACUACAUAUUGCUAGAAUCUUGCCCCAAUCACAAAGAUGAAAGACACAAUGCAUGGACUAACAUUCUUUAAAUUCUUCAUAGCUCUCGAUUGGCAACAUGGAAUCAAGUGAAAGUCUUCAUCGGCUGUUUGGGAAAAUAUUUGACAAAACUACGACCAACGACCAAGUGUUGGCUGUGGCCUCGCUGCUCAACAUUUGGCCACCAUUUGAAGCAACGCAGGAUGGCGAAGGGGCGUGGUACCUAGUUUUCUCAAAGCUGAUCACCGACGCAAAAGAUGGCUCAUCAGUCGUGAAAAUAGCACGUGAGAAGGCUGAUAACAUCCAGCUGAAUAAAAAGGUACGGAACAACUUAGAUCGAAAUUUCGAGUCUAAAUAUUAUACAUAUUUUAACCUCACUCAAAAUUUUGUUUACCCAACAAAAUUUGUAGGAUUGUCAAAGUAUUUUCGACGCACUUCUUAAAGAUUGCGAAGAACUUUUGGCUUUUAAAUUUGGGCUUCUUGUGGGAGACGCCGAGAUGUUUGAAUUUGUUUUAAACCAAAUGAAACUGUUAGAGGUAUGUGUUUUGUUCUUAACAAAUUUGAUUUGAAGUGCGAAUUACUGUCCAUAAUUAUUAACUUCAGCCUUAAUUUUGAUAUGAUAUUUGUCAUUAACAGCCUGACCAAGCAAUUUGGGACAACGAAUUUUUAGAACUACUUUUCAAAAACAAAUUAUCAUCGCGCAUAGUGGAAACGCCAUACUUCGCUGCCUUUGUGAACUACUUAUUGAAAGGCGAGAUAAACGUGGAACACUCGCGAGAAUCGCGCGUGAACGAGGUGGUGCGAGACCUACACGAAGCGGGCUAUACCGUACAGGCGGCCUCGAUAAAAGCAUCAUUAGAUAAUCUGCAUCCAGGUUUGAGAACUUUGGAUAAUGUUUUAGGGACGUUCUUGAGGUGGGCAACUAAUAGUUAACAGAUAUAUGGGAAACGCUGUACUCGCAAAAGUCUGGAGCGCGCAUAUAUUUUAGUUAUUGCAAAAUAUCAUAUGAAUAUGCAGUGGCAGAUAUCUGAAAUCAAAUAUUGUAUAUUCUCACAUGAAGCUUCAAUGUUUGUCCUGAGCAUGCAUUUAACAGGUUUUACUUUUAAACUGAUCAGGGAUUUUUAAGCUUCCUAAAAUUGUCGAUUUGUUGGUAUAACCAAAUUAAACUUGAAGGACAUUGGCAAUAAAAAAUUAGUUGGUCUCAUUUAAAAAAACUCUUGAAAUUAUAUAUUAAACUCUAUUACCGAUUUGCCAUAUCUUGCUUAGUUCCCAAAAUAUUUACACCGAAAUUAAUGAGCUGUCCGCCAUGUUGAACUAAUUCUUGACCUCAUUAACUGCGGUUUUGAUGACGUCAGGAGUUGGGUUAACCAUAUAAAACUACUCUAAAAUGACCGAGUAACAAUCCAAAAUUGUUUGAAAUGUUUUUAAUUAUUUCUAAAUUUCAGACAGAAACGAAGUUUUGGACCCAUAUUGAUCGCUUACUCUCAAGAUAAAAAUUAGCGUGACCCCUCUCUUGAGGUAACAUGCAUAUCCUCAAUAAUCCAAGAUGGCGAACAGCUCACUUUUUUCAGUCGAAAUAUUUUGAGGACUAAGCAAGAUAUAAACAAUCUGUAAUAGAGUUUAAUAUACAGUUUGAAAAGUUCUUUCAAAUGAACUAAAUCAACUUUUUUUUUAUUGCCAAUGUCCUUUAAAGUAUUUAUAAAUUAAACUUUGUUUUUUGCUCACUAAAACCUUCAAAAGCUCGUUACAAACAUGAAAGUUUCACGUGAUUAUAGACGAUGUUUUUAUCUGUGACUGUUCGUUCGUAGAAGCAAGCGACGGCUGGGAAUCAAAUGUACUCGCUGAAAUAUCAAACACCAUAAAUUACUACAAUUAUUCUGUAUUGUGGAAUUGCAAAACUUGUAAAGUACAAUACAUAAUAUUUAUUAAUAUAAUACACAAUGUUGAACAAGUAUUUUUAAGACACACAAAUAAAAUCGCUAUUUACAUUGUAAUUAUUAUUUAGCAUGUAUUUCACUGCGUAAAACCCACUACUAGUUAAACAAUUUCAUCUGCUACCAUUUAAUACUUUGAUCGUUCAGUAAUGUGUCCAAGUUGACAGCACCACUCUCGAGAAAUUCCUGUUCUUUUUCGUUCAUUUCAAUUGUUUUACUCGGCUGGGAAGACGGAGUUUUUUUGAUCCGUGAUUUCGGCGUUUUUGAACCGGGCGUCUUUCGUCCAACGGUGUUCGAUGGCGUCAGAAAUCCUGUAUGUUUCAAAUGACGAUUUAUUAUUGGGGGAGUGAACUUUUGCUUUUUGGAUCUUUUAGUGGACUUCGUGUUGUAAUCACUCUCUAAAAAAUGAAAAAUACGUGGAAGGAUUAACAACUUGUAACAAGC
Messenger RNA from Paramuricea clavata, 5333 nucleotides. NCBI's taxonomy places the organism in Eukaryota, Metazoa, Cnidaria, Anthozoa, Malacalcyonacea, Plexauridae. The record is from the annotation of a GenBank genome assembly.